AUGUUCAUCUAUCUUGUCGACAGGCUGUGGACGGCGACGGUGGUGUGCAUUGCUGGGAUCUCAGUCGUAUACUCGCUUCGGCGUUACACCGGUGCCUUAUUCAGCUACGCCAUCUUUGCGACGAUUGUCCUUUACUACAUACAGAUAUCGACAGUUGCAAUCACUUACGAACUCCAACUCAGGCGUCUCGGCAAACGAGCACCGUCGCAGCGUGGGUGGUCACCAUACAAUUUCGGCAUUCUCAUCGAGGCAGUAUCGUAUGUCCUGCAGCAUCGCAAUCAUGUGUUCUGGUGGCGUCUGUUCGAGAACCAGGGGAAUCCUGCGAGGCCGUGGACUGUAGAGAGUAUAACUGCUGGUGAGAGGAUUAUCUUUACCGCAGACGAAGACAAUAUCAAGGCGAUACUUGCAACGCAAUUCGCAGAAUAUGGAAAAGGACCACGUUUCCGCGUAGAAUGGAAGGACUUCUUAGGCCUGUCUAUCUUCACCACGGAUGGUGAUCUUUGGCACAAUUCCAGAUCUCUGCUGCGCCCUCAGUUCAUCAAAGACCGAGUCUCUGACCUGCACACGUUCGAGAAACAUACGCAAGUCUUGAUCCGAUUGUUGGGAGGGAAAACUGACGGCGCCACUGUGCAGGCCGACGACUUAUACUAUCGCUUCACCUUGGAUGCUGCCACUGACUUUUUGCUUGGCAAGAGUGUUGACAGCUUGAUCAAUGGCCAGACUGAGUUUGCACAAGCAUUUGCGCAAGUGCAGAAUACCCAGAGCAUCAUCGCCAGGACUGGUCCGCUUCAGCAUCUGGUGCCCAAGGCCAAAUUUCACGCUGGUCUGAAAGUGGUGAAUCGCUUUGUCGGAACAUACAUCGACCGAGCUCUGGAACUACCUCAGGAGGAGCUGGAGAAGAAGACAAAGAGCGACGAGGGCUACACCUUUCUCCAUGCCAUCGCAUCCUACACAAGGGAUCGUGAGGUCCUUCGUGACCAGUUGGUUGCAGUCCUGCUUGCUGGGAGAGACACAACGGCUGUGACCCUCUCAUGGUUGACCUACGAGCUUUCCCGGAAUCCACAAGUGGUCCAGAAGCUUCGGCAGGAAAUCAUCAGUACCGUCGGACUAGAAGACGUGCCGACUUACGACAAUCUCAAGAAUAUGCGCUACCUGCAACAUACUUUGAAUGAGAUUCUGCGCCUGUACCCAGUCGUCCCGUACAAUGUCCGAGUAGCACUGCAAGACACGACGCUGCCUCGUGGUGGCGGCAAGAAUGGAGACGAGCCAGUUGCUAUCCUCAAAGAUACCCCAAUCGGGUACUCGACCUUGAUCCUGCAGCGACGAGAGGACAUAUACCCACCUGCGGCUUCAGGUUUCGCACCAUACCUUGACUUCGUACCCGAGAGAUGGGAUCACUGGACUCCUAAGUCGUGGACGUACAUACCAUUCAACGGCGGACCCAGAAUAUGCAUCGGUCAACAGUUCGCACUAACCGAGUUGGCGUAUACCGUGGUUAGGAUCUUGCAGACGUUCGAUCGCAUCGAGUGUCGAAUGGAUGAAGCGCCCCUCCUCAGGACUGAUAUCGUACUGCAGCCAGCUAAAGGUGUGCAUGUGGCUUUCUUAGGGGGCAAGAAGCAAUGA
Messenger RNA from Recurvomyces mirabilis, 1623 nucleotides. RefSeq lists its product as uncharacterized. The coding region runs from base 1 to 1623 and encodes 540 amino acids. The record is from RefSeq and is a predicted model, not a curated record. Lineage: Eukaryota; Fungi; Ascomycota; Dothideomycetes; Mycosphaerellales; Teratosphaeriaceae. The transcript has 3 exons. Gene Ontology annotation, molecular function: monooxygenase activity; heme binding; oxidoreductase activity, acting on paired donors, with incorporation or reduction of molecular oxygen.